This is a messenger RNA of Setaria italica (foxtail millet), 4786 nucleotides long. RefSeq lists its product as uncharacterized. The transcript has 2 exons. Lineage: Eukaryota; Viridiplantae; Streptophyta; Magnoliopsida; Poales; Poaceae. Bases 938 to 4528 code for a protein of 1196 amino acids. The record is from RefSeq and is a predicted model, not a curated record.
UCCUCAUCUUGUAUAGAAGAUGUUCUCGUGAUUUAGCUUUGUUUGUUGUCUCAAAUCGUGCUAAAUCUUUGAUUCCCGAGUGUUUUUCUUUUUCCCUAUUUUCGGAACUAUUUUUGGGGAAUUUUCGUUCAUCAUGUUUGAGCCCGAAUCUCGUGAGAUUGGUUGAAGGGAAAUGUUGCUAGAACCUUGGAGAGCAUCUUUGAUAUGAUCCCCUUUCAAAUCCUUCACGAAUCCGGCUUGAUUUUGAGUUUUUCCCAAAUCGUGUUCUUGAGUUAGGGUUUCGGUUUUCUCCAAAAUUAGUGAUGAAUUCUUGAGCUUUUCAGGAUUAGUUUCAUGGAUCUAUUUGCCCUUGGGGUAUUGCAUCCUUGUCUCAAGUUUCAUCUCGAUUCAUGAAGAUUUGAAAGAGAAUUUCUCGUUUGAAGUCGGAGGUGUUGUUCUCGGUGUUCUUGCUGUUCUUCGUUGUUCCUGUGUCUGUUCGUGCGUCGUCUUUUCUCUUGCGCAGGAGGCAUCGGGCAGCUCACGUGCACGGGACACACACGUGCCAGCAGCGAAGCAGAUCAGAGCAAGGAGGCGUUGCACACACGUGCCAGCAGCGAAGCAGAUCAGAGCAAGGAGGCGGCCCAGCAAGCAGCAAGAGCUGCGGCCCAGGUACGCGUGCAGCAGGCCAGCAAGCAGCGGUCCACGCAGCAGCAGUUGUGGGCCGGCAGCGCAACAGGCCACCAGGCCGCACGUCCACGGGCCGCACGCAAGGCAACUUUGGUCUAGCAGUUCAGGACUUGAUGCGCUAAAAGUUCUAGUUGUGUUGCAUAGAUUGAUCCAACGCAUUACUACUGCUUCAAGACAGUCUGUUCCUGAAAGCAUGUUGGCCAGUGUGUACUAACGUCAGCCUGGUAGCAGUGUAUCAUAAGGCUAUUGGGACAAUUUGCUAGAUAUUGUGAUGGAGUUCAACAAAGAAGAGGCCUUACUUGCCAAAGAAAUUGCUCUAAGGAAGGUGAAAACUAAAGACUUUUUGGGUGCCCAAAGGAUUGCACUUAAAGCUCAAAGGCUUUAUCCAAAGCUUGAAAACUUACCCCAGCUGUUAGCUAUCUGUGAGGUGCAUUGUGCUGCAGAGGUGAAGGUCAAUGGAGACAUGGACUGGUAUGGUAUCCUCCAAGUAGAGGCAACAGUGGAUGGAACAGUCAUAAGAAAGGAAUAUGAGAAACUUGCCUUUUUACUUCACCCUAGUAAAAAUACUCUUCCUGGUGCUCAAGCUGCUUUCAAGUUGGUUUCAGAAGCUCAUACGAUAUUGUGUGAUCAUGUGAAGCGAUCUCGAUAUGACAUCAAAAGACAGUGUGAUCCCCAAGAAAUGUCAAAGGAAACUACAUGGCUAGCAGAUGGGACUCGUGCAAGAAAAAGUGAUGUGGCUGAACACAUGCCACCAUCUGACUUUGUAAUGGUCUUCUGGACCAUAUGUCCACACUGCUGGAAGCGAUUUGUGUAUUAUCAGCGGAACUUUUUGAUCUGCUGUGAUGACUGCAGCAAAAACUUUUUUGCAUUCAAGCUACAUGAGGAGGCUGUUCCCUCAAGAUUCCUUGUUGCUGCUCCAAAUAAUUCUCAAGUUUCAUCUGAAAUGUUUUCACGUCAAAAACAUGGUGUCUGCAAUCCACAGUUCCAGAACAGUAAGCUUCAUAAAACAGGAGGGAAUGUGGAUUCUGAGCCAAUGAUGCAUGCUAGAAAAAGUGAUGAACAUGUAGAAUGGGAUUGCAGGCCAGAUGGUGAUCAGGAGGGUAGCUGCACAGGGACAAGAAGUGAGGUAGUUGAAUCUUCAACAAUAAACCUAAUUCACUCUCCUGCACCUUCUGUAAACAAGUGUACAAGUAGGAUGAUGCCAGAUCCUCCAGAUCCAUACUUUGUUGCCACUCAACACAUGAGUAGAGAAGAUGCAUCUACAACGCUAAAUACUGCAGGGUCUGACAGUCUUGUCAGAUCAGGUAAAAGAAAGCAAGAUGAUGGUGCCGACAACUGCCACAGCAGGGACUCCUGUAACAACAAAAGGAAGAGGGUCGAAAAGUACAAUUCACUCUCUGAUGCUGAUUCCGGUGAUGAUAAAAUAUCUAGCGUCAAUGUUGCUGGUGCUGACAGUCAAUCAGCUAAAAAUCACCUCAGCAAAGUGGACAGCCAAGGGGAUGGAGAUGCAAUGCGUAAAGGCAAUGCUAAUUCAAGUGAUGACAAGAUAUUUGAUGAUAAUGUUGCUGGUGCUGACAGUCAAUCAGCUGAAUAUUGCCCUAGCAAAGUCGACAGCCAAGCUGACGGAAAUGCAACACAUGAAUGCGAUGCUAUUCAAUCAGCUGAAUAUUGCCUUAGCAAAGUCGACAGCCAAGCUAACGGAAAUGCAACACAUGAUAGUGUUGCUGGUGCUGACAAUCUAUCAGCUGGACAUGUCUCCAGCAAAGUUUACAGCCAAGGGGAUGGAGACACAACACAUGAAGGCAGUGCUAACACUAAUGAUGAUGAAAUGUUUAAUGGUAAUGUAGCUAGUUCGAACAAUCAAUCAGCUGAACAUCUGCUCGGCAAUCGCCAAGUGCACGGAAAUGAAACACAUGAUGUCACUGCUAGUUCUGGAGACUCUGAAACGUUUAAUGAUAUUGCUGCUCGUGCUGACAAUCAAACAGCUGAGCAUCUCUACAGCAAAGUGAACAGUCAAGGGGAUGGAAAUGCAACACAUGAAGGAAAUGCUAAAUCUGGUGAUGGUAAAAUGUUUAGUGAUAAUAUUGCUUGUUCUAACAAUCAAUCUUCUGAACAUCACCAUAGAGAAAUGGACAGCCAAGGGAAUGGAAUUGCAACACACAAAUGCAAUGCUGAUUCUGAUACUGUCGGUGAUCAGGGCAAUGUCAAUUCUGAAGCUACUGAUACCAUUGGUGAGAAGAGUUGCUAUUCUGGGUGCCUCUCCUUACCUGAUCAUCCAAAUAUCAUUGAUUUUGAGAAGUUCAGGGAUGUCAAUAUGUUUUCAGUUGGUCAGAUCUGGGCCCUUUAUGAUAACCUUGAUGGUAUGCCAAGAUUCUAUGCUCGAAUAAUGCAGCUUGAUGCUUCAGACUUCAAAGUACAUUUGGCUUGGCUGGAGCAUGAUCCAAUGAAUGAAGAAGAGAACAAAUGGACCGACAAAGAACUACCUGUUGCUUGUGGAAAAUUUUGCUUAAGGAAAACAAGAGAUAUAUCACAAAACAUGUCCAUGUUUUCUCACAUUGUUCCAUGUGCGGACGGUAACAAAAGAAAUUCGUAUGUGAUACACCCUGUUAAGGGUGAGGUAUGGGCUCUUUACAAGGGAUGGAGCAUGGAAUGGAGCUCAGAUGCAGAUAACCAUAGAUCCUAUGAGUAUGAAGUUGUGGAAGUCCUGUCAGAUAUAUCAGCUGAUGGUGGUUUCACUGUUACCCCACUGGUCAGGAUUAAGGGUUUUGUCAGUUUAUUUGCGACAGCUAGGGACAAAUCCUCAUUCACAAUAACAUCAAGUGAGCUACUCCAGUUUUCUCACAGGAUCCCCUUUUAUAGGACAACUGGAAAUGAAAAAGUUGGCAUCCCAGGAGGAUUUCUGGAACUGGACAGUGCAUCUCUCCCCACUGACCUGGAUGCAGCAUUUCCUUCUGUUGCUCUAGACUCUUACAAGUCUACCAACAGUAUGUCCGUUGGUUUGAGAACUGAUAGCAUGAAUGUUGGAAUGGAUCCUGGAACUGAGCAUAUUGUUCUAGAGAAAAAUCACUGUGAAGCACAUUUGCCUAUGGAAAAUCAUAAGUAUACCUCUUUUGAACAAGAUACAUUCUCGCAGGAAAAUGCCCAUGGUGCCAACGAUUUUGGUGAUUCCUAUCAGCAGAAUUGCCUUUCCCCCAAAACUUUCACAUAUCCUGAUUCUGCUUUCCACAAUUUUGAAGAACUCCGCUCACAUGAGAAGUUCGAAUGUGGGCAAAUAUGGGCUUUAUACAGUGAUGUUGAUGAAUUCCCCAAGUUCUAUGGCUGGGUAAGAGAAGUUGAGAUGGAGCCGUUCAAAGUGCAUUUGACCUGGCUUGAGGUUUGUCCUCAACAGGAGCAGGAGGAACAGUGGUUGGAGCAGGGGAUAGCUACAAGCUGUGGUACAUUUCAGGUUCGAGACUGGAAAGCCAUUUAUGACACAAAUGGCGCUUUCUCUCAUGUCGUACAUGCCCGAAAGACUAGCAACAAGUGGCAAUUUGAAAUUCAUCCGCAAGUAGGUGAGAUCUGGGCCAUCUACAUGAACUGGUCGCCUGAUUGGGCUCCUAGUGGCAACCGUGCCGAGUAUGCUAUAGGCAAGAUAAAGAGGCGCACUAGAUCUGGCAUAGUAUUUGACUUUUUGACCAAAGUUGAUGGAUAUGUCGCUGUGUUCAAGCUUGAUAAUCAAAGGGGGGCAUUAAAGGUACGAGCGAAGGAGAACAUGAGAUUUUCUCACCGGAUACCCUCGUUCUGCCUGACAGAAGAAAAUGGCGGUGAGCUCCGUGGCUUCUACGAGCUAGACCCAGCUUCUGUCCCCAACGAUUUUCUAUAGAUGAAUGAUGUUCCUGGAAUCAUUCUUGAUGCAUUACUUGUCUGAAGGCUGUGUAGGCGAAUUUAUCUCACAUUAGAGUUUUCUUGUGUUCUGUUGAACGUCUGAACUUGUAAGCCUGUAAGGUGCAACCAUGUGUGGUUUAUUUAUGUGAGAACCAUGCUAGCAUUAUUCUGGAAUUGUACUGUAUGUCAGAACCAGGCAUUAUUGCAGCCACUUGCUGUUUAAUGUUCCUAUAUGUCUCUGGAAUUUUCUCUGUUC